Drosophila nasuta is the source of this 1221-nucleotide messenger RNA. RefSeq names its product defective proboscis extension response 7 (gene dpr7). The transcript has 8 exons. The record is from RefSeq and is a predicted model, not a curated record. Gene Ontology annotation, cellular component: neuron projection membrane. Lineage: Eukaryota; Metazoa; Arthropoda; Insecta; Diptera; Drosophilidae. Gene Ontology annotation, biological process: synapse organization. Bases 271 to 1221 code for a protein of 316 amino acids.
AUGCAUUGUGAAUACAAAUAAUGCAGAAACGAAUACAUCUUGAAGUCUUUCGACUAUAGAAAAACAUUACUGCUGAAUUGCAAGAAAUUUAAAUCUGUUAGAAAUGAAAUGGUUUUUUUUUUGUCAAUAUUAAUUGAAAAUCUUAAAGCAAGUUCUGUAUUACUAAAGGUCUCAAGAAGAGAAAGAUAAGGUUUCAUUUUAUAUUAAGGCUGAAAAUCAUGUUAUUUGCAGUGUAGCGAGAAACGGCAUGUGAAGUUAUUAAACUAAGCAAUGGCGGCUUUAAAUGCAGAGAGAAAGUUUUUGAAUGGUUUAAAAAAUAUGAAGUCCAUCAUAUUGUUAAUAUUGCAUUUUAGUUGUGGUCUUCAGCAUAUCAUCGCUUCAUCAGUUUUAAAUAUAAAUGACUUGGCGAGUAUGGAUCGCCCUUUCUUUGACGAUAUAAGUUCAAGAAAUAUUUCGGCUGUUGUUGACGAAACUGCAAUUUUAAGAUGUCGCGUUAAAAACAAAGGAAAUCGAACUGUUUCGUGGAUGCGCAAACGGGAUUUACAUAUUUUGACCACUAACAUUUAUACAUAUACUGGCGAUCAACGGUUUUCUGUAAUACACCCAUCAAAUAGUGACGAUUGGGACUUGAAAAUUGAAUAUGCACAGGCUAGAGACAGUGGUAUUUACGAAUGCCAAGUUAAUACUGAACCAAAAAUUAACUUGGCCAUUAUUCUGGAAAUAACUGCUGAAAAAGAACUGCGAGAAAGAAGUUCGGGAAAAGUUUACUUUGAUUCCAAAGCGCGUGCGAAGAUUUUAGGCUCUACAGAAAUACACGUAAAACGCGAUAGUACUAUUGCUUUGGCUUGCUCUGUGAACAUUCAUGCCUCUUCUGUUCUAUGGUAUCAUGGGUCUGCAAUAGUAGAUUUUGAUUCUCUAAGAGGUGGAAUUAGUUUGGAAACUGAAAAGACCGAUAUAGGUACUACCAGUCGUUUGAUGCUAACCCGUGCGUCAUUACGAGAUUCUGGAAAUUAUACAUGUGUUCCCAAUGCGGCCAUGCCGGCAUCAGUACGAGUUCACGUCUUAACGGGUGAACAGCCCGCAGCAAUGCAAACCAGUAUUGCGAGUGCUACAGAUGUUUCUAUAGUAAUCAUAAUAGCGUGUUUGAUCAUAUCAGAUAUAUUGUUCAUUCGAGUUUUGAACCUAACACAACGUUUAACUGUUCAUCGAAGUUUAAGUUGA